Molecule: messenger RNA, 8064 nt
Organism: Malassezia japonica
Lineage: Eukaryota; Fungi; Basidiomycota; Malasseziomycetes; Malasseziales; Malasseziaceae
Product: putative PKS-like protein biosynthetic cluster
Exons: 1
Coding region: 1-8064 (2687 amino acids)
Biological process (GO): fatty acid biosynthetic process
Molecular function (GO): fatty acid synthase activity; oxidoreductase activity
Source: RefSeq, a predicted model, not a curated record
AUGUCGGAGACGAACGCGAACCUGACAAACGGCGCGCCAGCCGACGAUACGGUGUGUAUCGUCGGUAUCGGCGUCAUGCUCCCGGGCGCGAGCGACAAGGCGGAAUUCCUCGAUAUGCUCACGUCGAAGCGUAGCGGCAUCGGAAAGGUGCCCAAGGACCGCUGGAAUGCAGACAAGUAUACGGGCCGCGGAGACAUUCCCUCCAAGAUCUGCACGGACCGCGGCGGUUUCCUACACUAUAUCCACGACUUUGACAACCUCGAGUUUGGCAUCUCGCGCAAAGAGGCAUACGACAUGGACCACCACCAGAUGGCCCUGCUGAGCACGUCGCUGCAGGCGCUCGAGGACUCGGGGCUGGCGUACCGCGGGUCGAGCUGCGGCGUGUACGUCGCGGGCUCGCACGAGGCGCACAACAUUCCCCGCGACAUGUACGAGAUCAGCGCAUACAACGGCACAGGCAGCUCGCCGUCGAUCCAGGCAAACCGGCUGUCGUUUGCGUUUGACCUCACCGGGCCGUCCAUGUACCUGGACACGGCGUGCUCCGGCGGUCUCACCGCCGUGCAUUUGGCGCGCUCGGCGAUCCUGCAGGGUGACUGCGAUACGGCGCUCGCGGCGGGCACCUCGCUCAUCUUCUCGCCGAACGCCUCGAUCUCGUUCAGCAAGCUCGGCACGCUGUCGCCCGACGGCGUGUGCCGGACAUUCGACGCGGACGCCAACGGAUACGUGCGCGGCGAGGGCUGCGCUGUCGUGGUCCUUAAGCGCACGUCGGCCGCGCUGCGCGACAACAAUCAUAUCUACGCAGAGGUGACCGGCAGCUGCAUCAACGCCAACGGCCGCGGCAGCUCGCUCACCAUGCCCGAGCGGCGCAUGCAAAUGCACACGAUGCGCCGCGCCUAUGCACAGGCGCGCCGCGCACCGCACGAGGCCGUCUACGUCGAGUGCCACGGCACAGGCACGACGGUCGGCGACCCGAUCGAGGCGAACGGCGUCGGCGAGGUCUUCAGCGAGGGACGCGCCGAGGCGCGGCGCCUCGCGAUCGGGUCCGUCAAGACCAACGUCGGCCACCUCGAGACCGGCGCCGGUAUCGUCGGCCUGAUCAAAACCGCGCUCUCGCUCGACACCGGCCUGAUCCUCCCGUCGCUCAACUUUCGCACGCCGAACCCCAAGAUUCACUGGGACGCGUUCAAGAUCCGCGUCGCGACCGAGGUCGAGGAGUAUCCCUCGGACGCCCUCACGCACGACGGACGGUACGUCGCGUCAGUCAGCUCGUUCGGGUUUGGCGGCGCGAAUGGGCACCUGGUGCUCGAGCGCGCGCCGCACCAUGCGCCGCCCGCCUCGGCGCUCGCGAAAGACGACCUGUUUCUCGUGGCCGCGGGCGGCAUGACCAGCCGCUCGCUCGCGGCCGUCACAGAGGGCAUCUCUGCCGCAUUUGCGGCCGCGCCCGACGUGGUGGACGCCGCGCUAAUCGCACGCGUCGCGACCGAGCGCGCACGCGGGCACACCCUGACCCAGUACGCAGUCGGGGCCGCCGGCGCGCCGCUCAAGUUUAGCGAGCAGAAGCUCAUUGCCUCCAAGGACCUGCGCAUGCAGAAGCUGUUUGUGUUUAGUGGCCAGGGGCCGCAGCACGGCGCCAUGGGCCGCCGCCUCUAUGCGCGCUACCCCGCGUUCCGCGCGUCGAUCGAGCGUAGCGACGAGGUCGUGCGCAAGUUCUACGGGCGCUCGUUCGUGCACGACUACGGGCUUUUUGCGCCGGGCGGCACCGCCGCCGUUCCUGCCGGCGAUGACGGUGUAUGGGACGUCGACGGGAUCGUUAUCUCGAUCACCAUGUUCCAGAUCGCGCUCUACGACCUGUGGGUCGCUGUCGGUCUCGUGCCCGACGCAGUCGCCGGCCACUCGGUCGGCGAAAUCGCGGCGCUCUACGCCUCGGGCGCCUUCUCCCUCGAGCAGACGCUGCGACUCGCGCUUGCGCGCUCGCAUGCGCUUGCGGAUCUGCGCUCGGUCGGCGGCACGAUGGCUGCACUCGGCACGGAUGCCGCCAGCGGCGAACGCCUUGUGCGCGACGUCCUGGACGAGCAGCGCGUCUCGGACGGCUUGUGGAUCUCGGCGGUAAACUCGGUCGAAGCAGUCACCGUGUCGGGGCGCAAGGAGCUCAUUGCCGCGCUCGUCGAAAAGGCGCAGGCCCGCGGCAUGUUUGCACGGCCGCUGCGCGUCGGCGGCCCGUACCACUCGCCGCUCGUGGACGUGUGCAAGGCGUCGUUCUGCGACGAGGUGCACGCCGUCCUCGGCGAGGGCGGCGUGUCGCAGCGCACGUUUGUCAGCACUGUCAACGGCACAGUGUACGAACCUGGCAGGCGGUUUGAAACGGACUAUUGCUGGGACAAUGUGCGGAACCCCGUGCUGUUCCAGCCCGCGCUCGAUGCCUACUUUGCACACGGCAAGCAGCAGGAGCAGUCGAUGCUCGUUGUCGAGAUCGCCCCGCACAAUGUACUCCUCUCCUACAUGGACGAAAUCGCCAAGGCGGCCGGCGUUGCGGAAACGACCACGGUCGUGUCGAGCGCUCGGCGCCCGAACCUGCGCGCAGGCGAGGCGCCCGACGCCCCUGCCGAGGUCGAGCAGUUCCUCCACGCGGCCGGCACGAGCCUGUGCGCGGGCGCGCGCGACCUGUCCGUCGACCUGCUCGAGAGCCUCGCGCCGGUGAGCCUCCCGCUUGGCUACAACCACAAGCGUCUGCCCAACUUUCCCCUGCAGGGCGUGGAACAGGAGUUCUCCGAGGACCCCGUGUCGGCGAACCGCCGCCUGGCGUUUGACCCGCGCCCACUGAGCUCGCCGCUGUUCCGCAUGUCGCCCAAGACCCACAGCUGGACGCUGGGGCACCAGAUCCGCGAGGCGAUCGUCGUGCCCGGCACCGCAUACCUCGAGGCGGCAUUUGAGUCGGGCGCGCGCACGCUGCGCCAUGUGCAGAUCCACCGCGCGCUGAUGCUUCGCGAGGACGACCUGCCCAAGUACUGCGGGCUGCGGCACACGGACGUGCCAAACCAGUGGACGUUCAGCUCCGCGUCCAAGGUCACAACCGACGACCGCGGCGUGAUCCUCGACACGAAGCACGCGUCGGGCUUUGGCUAUCCCGAGCCCUCGACGCGCGGCCCGGCCAAUGCGACGGAGCUGCUCGGGGAGAACUUUAUGGACGACUUUGACCUGACGAUGGAAGCGGACCACUUCUUCUCCAAGAUCCGCAGCACGGGCGCCUCGUACACGCGCGAGUUUGCCAUGAUCACCAAGCUCCUGACGUCGUCCAAGCGUGGCCGCGACUACCUCAGCUUUGUCGACCCCCUGCCGGACCUCUGGACGACCAAGGAGGCGCAGGGCAUGUGUGUGCACCCCGGUCUGCUCGACUCCCUGCUGCUGUCGACGUGGGCGAUCGUGUUCUCGUUCGAGGACCAGAGCAAGCUCGUCAAGGACACGUACAUGCCCUCCUCUUUCGAAGAGGUCUCGCUCCUGGUCGACCCGGCAGAGCUGCGCAGCGUGCGCGGCUUCAUGAUCCACUUUAUCUGCCUCGAGGCGAACGAGAUCGGCACCUGCCUCGACAUUACGCUCUUUGAUCGCGACACGGGCCGCACGCUUGUCAUUGUGCGCGGCCUGCGCUCGCGCCGUGUCAUUGAAAACGACGGGCAGGAGAUGGUCGCGUACACAGAGACGUGGGAGCCGCGCUUCCUGGGGCCCAUGGCGCACCUUGCGCCGGCGCUCGACGAGAAAGAGGCGGUGGCGGCCGUGGCCGACAUGUCGCUUGUCCACGCCGCAGACCGCCUCUCUGCCGAAGCAGAGCGCAACGCACAGGAGAUGUAUGCACUGGACGCGGUGCGCGACGCCGUGGCACUUGGCGCGGUGGCCCUCCUCGAGUCUGUGCUGGAACAUGCCGCGGCCGAGGGGCGCCAGGUCGUGCGUGUGCUCGAAGUGUACGUCCACCAGAAAAAGGCGCGGCUCAGUGGACUCGUGGCCCGCGCCGCGAAGCGUGGGAUCCACCUCGAGGUCGUUCCGCUGAACCUCGCCAAGAACAAGGCGCAGGGAGACGCGCCAUACGACAUUGCGUCUGCGGCCAAGGACGCCGAGCGCGUGCGCCCGGCAAGCUUCGAGUUUGUGUGUGCCAUCGACGUGCUGCGCUCGAGCCCAACGCCGCAGGACGCACUCGACGAGCUCGAGGAUAUGCUUGUUCCUGGCGGCGUGCUCGCCGUGUUUGAGCUCUCUGCUGCGAAUGCAGUGGUGUGUGCUGCAUGCUACGGUGCUGACAAGCAUACCACCGACUUUUUGCAGUCGGCCGGCUUUGACAGCGGCAUGCACACCACGGUGGUGCGUCAGCGCACCACCCCUUGGCUGUGCCGUGCAGGCCACGUCGACGUGGAUCCCAGCGGCGUGACCAAGCUGGAUGAUACCACGGUCGUGUACCGUUUCUGCGCUGGCACAGAGACGGAGCUUGUCGAGGCGGUCAAGUCGCUUGGCGCGAAUCCCACAGGCUCGGUCUGGGUCCUCGGCGAGGACGAUGCGCAAGGCGCGCGUGGCCUCUCGCUCGCAGGCACCAUCGAGAACGAGUUCCCAAACAUCCAUGCCUACGGCGUGGUCUUUGCCAGCGACGUGCCCGAGGAGCGCCGCCUGGCCGUGCUCGCCGAGCUGAUCCAGCUCGCGCCUACAGGUGCCGUCGAGCCCUUUACGCGCGUCUGCGGUGGCGGCACCAUCUUCCAGCGCCGCAUCGUGCGUGCGCCUGGAAUUGUCGAGCAGCCGCUCACGAGCCCGUGGGUGCUGGACCUCGAUGGGCGCCAGCUCGCUGCGAGCGUGUCGGCACUUGUGCCUCACCAGUACCUCCCGCCACCGCUCGGCCCGCACGAAGUGCUCGUGCGCACCGAAGCUGUCGCACUCAACUUUAAGAAUGUACUCUCCGCCACAGGACUCUUGCCGGCCAACGACCGCCUGUCAGAGUUUGCAGGUACCGUCGUCGAGAAGGGCAGUGACGUGACGCGCUUCCAGAUUGGAGACCGCGUCAUGGGCUCGUCCAACCUGUGCCGCGAAGGCACGCAUGCGACUGCGGGCGAUCUGCUGCUCACCGCGGUGCCGGACAACAUGAGCACCCUGGAGGCCGCCGCCUUCCCGAUCGUCUACGGCACCGUGUACCAUGGCCUGGUACAGCUGGCCAACAUCCGCCGCGGCGACGCGAUCCUGAUCCAGGCUGCUGCUGGCGGUGUCGGCGUGAGUGCGAUCCAGAUUGCGCAGCGCCGCGGCCUCGAGGUGUUUUGCACCGUGGGCUCGCAGCAGAAGCGCGACUUCCUGCACAAGACCUUUGGCAUCCCGUACGAGAACAUGUCCAACUCGCGCUCGAUCGAGGCAUGGCGCGGCGAAAGCCGCCGCUGGCUGCAGGCACGCAACAAGAAUGGCUUUGACGUGGUGCUAAACUCGCUACAAGGCGUGGGACUGCAGGCGGGCCUGGACUCCCUCGCGCCGCUCGGGCGCUUUGUCGACAUCUCGAAGCGCGACCACCUGGCGGGCAGCCCAAUGACCAUGGCGCACUUUGCCAAGGCGAUCUGCUACUUUGCGAUCGAACUCGGAAUGCUUGCACACAAGGACCCCGAGCGCAUGGCUCAGCUGAUGGAAGAAGUCACUCAGGAGCACGUCCAUGCGCCGUUCCAGUACCUCGUGGGCCACCCCUUCUCGGGAGUCAACGGCCUCCAGGAGGCGUACCUCUUGAUGGAGUCCGGCACGCACAUUGGCAAGAUCGCCGUGGACCUCUCCGAGGCUUGCAGCGCUGGCACACGCUCGCCGCAGCUGCCGCCCAAGGCGGUGUUCGACCCACGCGCUACCUAUGUGUUGCUGGGUGGCUGUGGUGGACUAGGUCCGCGUCUGGCCAUUAUGAUGAUCGCCAACGGCGCCCGCAACAUCAUCCUCACCGGCCGCCGUGGAAAGCUCGACAUGGUCGACAAGCGCUCGAUCGAUGCGAUCGGCGGCGACCCACUCUAUCCUGGCGUGCGCGUACGUGUGAUGGCUGCCGACGCAUUGAGCGAAGACGACAUGCGCGGCGUGUUUGAUGCAGCGAACGAAAUGGCGCCACUCGCGGGUAUCUUCCACAUGGCCGUCGCGCUCGCCGACGACCAAUUUGUGAACAUGGACGAGGCCAAGUUCAAGCGCGUCACGGACAGCAAGCUCGGUGUGCUGGAGGUGAUCGAACGGCUGGUCGAUGUGUCUUCGCUGGACUUUUUGAUGCUGUUUUCUUCGACCGCCGCGCUCUACUUUAACCCGGGCCAAGCGAACUACAACGCGGCCCAGGCCUACUUCAACCGCAUGGCCAAGGACCACCGCAACAUCAUCAGCAUUGCCGUGCCCGCCAUCACCGAUGUCGGUGUCUUUGCGCAGCUCGUGGAGGCCAAAGGAAAGACGGCCGCGACCAAGUCGAUGCUUGCGCUGGCGUGCUCGUCGCGUGAGCUGUGCAUGCGGAUCCGCGAUGCGUUGUCGCGCACGGUGACCAACCAGCCGGUGCCGUACUACAUCCCGGGCAACCUUGACUGGACCGUGAGCUACAAGAUCGCUGAAUCGUGCCGCACCUCGUUUUCGCACCUCGCCGAGCACGACGACGACGACGAGGUUGUCGAGACGGGCCUCCAAGAGGUGGAUGCAGUCACCGGCAUGCUGUGCAAGCUGCUCAACCUUGAGCCCGACAGCAUCGAUGACUCGGCGUUCCUCUCGGCGCUCGGACUCGACUCGAUGUCUGCCUCGCGCCUCAGUGCGGUGCUUGAUGCAGAGCACGGCGUGAAGAUGACCCAGCUCCAGCUGCUCGGUCCCGUGUCUGUCGGCGCUCUGCGCGCGGUGCUCGCCGCGACCGGUGACGAGAACGGCGGACCCAAGCAGGCCCUUGCCGACAAGGCCGAGGACUAUGCUGCAGACGUCACGAAAUUCGAGAGCGAAGCAAUCACCGACGAAACGCUCGGUGAGUUUGACAUUGCGCAGAUCAACGCCGAGAACGACAAGCUCCGCGUUUUCAUCACGAGCGGUACAGGGUUCCUGGGUAGCGCGGUGCUGGCAAGCAUGCUUAGAGCCCUUCCCCGCGCCCACUUUACAGCGCUUCUGCGUGGCGACUGUGUCGCCGGUGCAGAGCAGCGGCUGCGCGAAGCGUUCUCAAAGAACAUGCACGAUACCGCAGAACUCGGCCGCGUCCAUGUCGUGCUCGGCGACGUGACAAAGCCGCGCCUCGGGCUGUCGGACGCAGACUGGACGCAACUUGCGGCAGAGACGGACCUCGUCGUGCAGACACACGGCAAGGCCGACCACGUCGCGGGUUACCGCAGCCUCGUGCAAGUGAACACGUACUCGACGAGCCAGGUGCUUAAGCUCGUCGCAACUACGAAGCCCAAGGCCCUCUGCUACUUCGGCUCCACAAACAUGUGGAUCAACACGGCAGGCGAAAAGAACGUCAAGGUCAUACGCGAAGACUUUGACUUGUCUGCACUCGCAUCGGGACUGCUGGGUGGAUACCGCCAGUCCAAGUGGGUGUCCGAGAGGCUUGUGGAGCGCGCACGCGCUCGUGGCGUGCCGGUGCUCGUGGUUCGCCCCGGUACACUCGGUGGUAUCGCCGGCAUGGGCGAAGAACUGAACCGCGAGACCUACCAGCUUGGUCGCAGCAAGGACAGCUUUAUCAAUCGCAUCAUCGCAGGGUGUGAGCAGUUCGGAUAUGCGCCCAUCUCGCAGGCGAACUUCUCCGAAACACCGAUCAGCUGGUUCGGCGACAUGUUUGGCCGUCUGCUGACGAAGCCAGCGGCGUGGUCUGGCAAGUAUCCUGCGUUCCACAUCAAGAACCCGCACGCGCUUACGGACAUGAACAGCUCGCGCGUGGAGACUACCUUCAAGUGGAUUCCCAUGGACGAAUGGGCUACAAGUUUCAAGGCAUAUGCAAACACGGAGGAAGGUUCUACAAACCCUCUCACGCCUCUGGUCGGCUAUAUCGACCUGCUCGUGUCGCUGCCUGACUUCGAUAUGCAGUUCACCCGCUCCGUGCUCGGCGAGGAGUUCGUUGAAUGCCCCACGUCGUAG